AGAUAAUUUAAGUAAGUACCUCUGAAUAGUUAGAAUAGUAUUCAAAAAAAUUUAAAACUGAAGUUAUUGUCUACCAAUAGUCAGAAACUCAGAAAUUUAAAAACCUUACAAACUACACAAACACACUUGCAAUUCUUUUUUUAUCAACAUGAAUCAUUCAUAUCCAACUAUAAUCAAAGAACAUAGUUCAUGUGAUCUUCCAAUAAAUGUAAAAUAAAACAAAUUGACAAGAUUAAAACUUUCUCAUAUUCCUCCUAACUCGGGUUGGUCAUGCCAUACCAUGGACAAUUUUAUUACAUUUACUUUCUAAAUUGAUCUCAUUAUUUGGGUCAGUAAGUUAUUUAGGCCUAACUGUAUUUUAGAAUAGCCAGUUUUAAAAAUUCCUGCCUUUUCCAACAUUUUACAUUUUUGUUCAAGAAAUUAGGUUAAGUUUACACAACUUGUGUUAGUAUGGUGAUAACCUUAAAUGUCCAAAAAGUUCUAAUGUCUAUAUCGGUUAUUAUUAUCAAACCAGAAAUAUUUACGGCAGGUUUUUCAUGUAGGUACCUAAAUGGAUAAUAUAAAGCUUGAGAACACCUUACUAGCCGACAUACAAUGUGAACGGGAAUUUGUAAUGAGAAUUUAGGCAGACUUUAAUUAAGAUUUUGUGAUACAAGUGAAUUUAUGUGAGAAUUUUAUCUACAUCCAUAGAAUGCAGUGUAGAAAGUUAAAAUUUCUGACAUAUUACUGAUAAGUGUAUCAAUUAUUCUAAUACUAAUGCCCAUAGUGUAACUAUGUAGGAUUUCCUAAAGCACAGAAACUAUAUUACAGAACUCCAGAAAAUAUCCAAGUUAACAUUACAAAUUGCUUUUAAAUUACCUAUCUAAAGAGUUGUUAUUUAUGUAGCUUUAUACAUUCGAGUUUCUCUAUCAAUGUCGAAUGCGGGAGAUAUCACAAUCUCACAAGAUUCUUAACUACUUGCUAUCUCAGUACAUUGGCUAACAGGUUUGUGGCCUAUAAAGUAACCUCAAACAUCUCACUUGUAACAAGUGCCUUUUGAUGAAUAUUCACAGUACACUUACGUCGUGUAUUUAUACGAUUUCUCGAGCGGUUCACAGUACAUUGAUGCGUCAUAACCAAUAGAGGAAAAAGAGAAAAGUCGCCACGACAUGCCGACGGCAAGGUGAAAAGUCGAUGUACGACUCAACUUAAGUCAACAUGAGGAUCUUAUUCACGAUAUCUUUCUUCAUUAUCAGUGUAUAAAUACGGAAAAAGACGAAAAGCAACACAUUUCACAACUAAUUACCGUGUCAAGAUGUGUGUCAGAAAGCCAGUACUUGUCAAACUUGACCACGUUCAAUAAACAACCUACUAAACAUAACGCGGCAAAUCUAAUAAUGAGAAAAUUUCACUUAAAAUACAGUGGAAUCACACAAAAUCGACAGAAUGUUACAAUGUACAUAAAAAAAUACAGUUGGAAAGUACGUACGCGCGACAGUGGCCAAACCACGUGUAGAGCUCAUAUAAAGCAUAAAAAUACUCAUAAACCAUGUCUGCGGAAAAGAGGCCGGCUAGUCCAGAGAAAGCUGAGGAAUCGGAAGAUGCCGACGCUUGGAUCGGCCCUAUGCCUUCAGAGGCUGCUGUAGCCAAACCAAAGAAAAGAAAAGUUCUGGAGUUUGAGUCAUUAUAUUUGGACAAUCUGCCGUCAUCGGAGACGUACGAGCGGAGUUACAUGCACAGAGAUGUGGUCUCGCAUGUUGUAGUCACCAAAACAGACUUCAUAGUCACAGCCAGUCAAGAUGGACACCUCAAAUUUUGGAAGAAACAGGAGGAAGGCAUAGAGUUUGUGAAGCAUUUCCGCUGCCAUCUCACCACCAUCAGCGACAUAGCGGCCAACAGCACCGGCUCCCUGCUAUGCACCGCUUCUCCAGAGAAGACACUCAAAGUCUUUGAUGUUGUCAAUUUUGACAUGAUCAACAUGAUCACUGUGGAGUUUGAGCCAUACCGAGUAGAGUGGGUGCAUUCUGCUGGGGACCCCAUUUCAGCAUUGGCAGUUUCAGAGAAAGGUAGCAACAAGAUCCACAUAUUCGACGGCACGCAGGCGGCAGGCACCCCGCUCCAUACAUUCGAGACUUUACAUCAAAGCACAGUGGCCACCAUUAAAUAUAAUCCGGUCUUCGAAACAGCGGUGUCCGUCGAUAAAGCUGGUAUAGUAGAAUACUGGACGGGCCCGAAGCACGAGUAUAAGUUCCCAAAGAACGUGGAGUUUGACUCGAAGUUAGACACAGACCUCUUCGACUUCGUCAAGAACAAGACCUAUCCGACUUCACUUGUGUUCUCUCCUGAUGGGAAAAAAAUGGCGUCCAUCAGUUUGGACAGAAAGGUGCGUGUGUUCAAUUUCGUGUCAGGCAAGCUGAGCAAGGUGCUGGACGAGAGUCUGCAGCGCUUCCAGGAGUUGCAGCACCAGCACCAACAGCUGCCCAACAUGGAGUUCGGACGGAGAAUGGCCACCGAACGAGACUUAGAAAAAUCCGACUCAGUCCACUUCGCGAACAUAGUAUUCGACGCGAGCGGCCAUUUCGUGCUAUACGCGACCAUGCUAGGCGUGAAGAUCGUCAACCUGGUGACCAACCGCUGCGUCACCAUGCUAGGCAAGCCAGAGAACCUGAGGCCGUUACAUUUGGCUCUGUUCCAGGGCCGAACCAACCAAUCGAAAGUGGCGUCAACCCUCGAGAUGGAAGGCUCAGAGAACCCGACCCUGCUCAACAUCAAGACGGACCCCACGUUAUUCUGCACCGCCUACAAGAAGAACAGAUUCUACAUGUUUUCUAGACGAAGUCCUGAUGAUAUAAAGAGUCCGGAUGCUGACAGAGAUAUAUUUAAUGAAAAACCGUCCAAGGAAGAUAUUAUAUCAGCAACAGAAGGGCAAGGCGUCCAACGAAUAUACGAGCAAGCCAUCCUCCACACCUCCCUCGGCGACAUCCACAUCCGUCUGUUCGGCAAGGACACGCCGCGAGCCGCCGAGAACUUCUGCGUGCACGCGAGGAACGGAUACUACAACGGACACAUCUUCCACCGAGUCAUCAAGGGCUUCAUGGUGCAGACCGGGGACCCAACAGGUACUGGCACGGGCGGUGAAAGUAUCUGGGGUGGCGAGUUCGCGGACGAGUUCAAGCCACACUUGAAACACGAUCGACCUUACACGGUCAGCAUGGCCAACGCUGGACCCAAUACUAACGGCAGCCAAUUCUUUAUCACGCUAGCACCUACGCCAUGGUUAGAUAACAAGCACACAGUCUUCGGUCGCGUAGUUCGCGGCAUGGAGGUAGUACAAAACAUCGGGCAAGCCAAGACUAAUCCGAAGACAGAUAAGCCCUACGACGACAUACGGCUAGUAUCCGUCACUGUCAAGUAACUAGUUAAUUAGUUAUAUAAUCUAAGCCUCAACCACAGACAGUAUAAGCCCAGUAUUAUCCCGGAGCUGUAAGUUCCUCUUUUUGACACAUGACAGCGUCCACAAAACGUAAACUCGUGUGACCUAAUGAAAUUUUAAAUAAAAUGCUGUAAUAAUGUUUAAAAAAAUUAAGUACUA
Leguminivora glycinivorella is the source of this 3571-nucleotide messenger RNA. RefSeq names its product peptidylprolyl isomerase domain and WD repeat-containing protein 1. The record is from RefSeq and is a predicted model, not a curated record. Gene Ontology annotation, biological process: protein peptidyl-prolyl isomerization. Lineage: Eukaryota; Metazoa; Arthropoda; Insecta; Lepidoptera; Tortricidae. Bases 1529 to 3394 code for a protein of 621 amino acids. Gene Ontology annotation, molecular function: protein binding; peptidyl-prolyl cis-trans isomerase activity. The transcript is spliced from 13 exons.